GAGUUUAAGGAGCGACGGUCCCAACACAAGCUGAAUUGGCUGCCAUUCUUGUAGCCGAGUCCUAUGCGUUUAGCUCCCAGUCCCAGGAGGCCUCCUAAGAUUAACAAGCAAUGGAAGAAGCAGGUCAAAUGCAGCCUUGCAAUGAAAAGCAGGUACCAAACUCUGAAGGUGGAUACGUAUGGCAGGUUAUGGACAUGAAUCGAUUGCGCCGUUUCUUGUGUUUUGGUUCUGAAGGAGGUACUUACUACAUCAAGGAACAAAAAUUGGGCUUUGAAAAUGCUGAGGCUCUGCUGAGGCUUAUUGAAGACGGCAGAGGCUGUGAAGUGGUACAAGAAAUAAAGACGUUCAGCCAAGAAGGCAGGGCAGCAAAACAGAAGCCUGUAUUGUUUGCACUUGCCAUUUGUUCUCAGUGUUCUGAUGCAAAAACAAAACAAGCGGCUUAUAAGGCUGUCCCUGAAGUUUGUCGCAUACCAACCCAUCUCUUCACUUUCAUCCAAUUUAAAAAGGAUCUGAAGGAGGGCAUGAAAUGUGGCAUGUGGGGUCGUGCGCUAAGAAAAGCUGUUGCAGAUUGGUACAAUGGCAAGAAUGACAUGGCUAUUGCCUUAGCAGUGACAAAAUAUAAGAAAAGAAAUGGCUGGUGUCAUAAAGAUCUCCUCAGGUUGUCACAUUUAAAGCCAGCAAAUGAAGGCCUUGCUAUAGUCACUAAGUAUGUAAUGAAAGGGUGGAAGGAAGUCCAGGAGGCCUAUAAAGAAAACAAGCUUUCUGCUGAGACUGAAAAACUGUUAAAAUACUUGGAGGCAGUGGAGAGGGUGAAGCAUACAGAGGAUGAAUUGGAAGUGAUUCAUUUGAUAGAAGAGUUUAGUUUAGUUAGGGAACACCUCCUGACAAGUCAUUUGCAAUCUAAAGAGGUGUGGAAAGCAUUGCUACAAGAGAUGCCUUUAACAGCAAUGUUGAGGAAUCUGGGAAAGAUGACAGCAAAUUCUGUACUUGAACCGGGAAGUCCAGAAGUAACAAUAGUUUGUGAAAGACUAAAAAAUGAAAAACUUCUUAAAAAGGCUCGAAUACAUCCAUUCCAUAUUUUGGUUGCACUAGAAACCUACAAAGGGGAACGUAGCUAUAGGGGGAAACUUCAUUGGCAACCCGACAAGGACAUUUUGGAAGCUCUUGAUGCUUCAUUUUACAAGACCUUCAAGACAGUAGAACCAACGGAGAAGCGUUUCUUGCUUGCAGUUGAUGUCAGCGACUCUAUGUUCCAAAAGGUUUUGGGUAGUGUGCUGAAUGCCAGCACAGUUGCUGCCGCAAUGUGUAUGGUUGUUGCACGCACUGAAAAAGAUUCUCAUAUUGUUGCCUUUUCCCAUGAAAUGGUCCCUUGUCCAGUGACGGAGGACAUGACUUUACCUCAAGUAUUACAGAAAAUGUCUGAGAUUCCAAUGGGUGCCACUGAUUGUUCUCUUCCGAUGCUUUGGGCUCAAAAGACAGGUGUAGCUGUCGAUGUCUUUAUUGUGUUCACGGAUAAUGAGACCUUUGCUGGAGAUAUUCAUCCUGCCACAGCCUUGAGGCAGUAUAGGGAGAGAACGGGUAUUCCAUCCAAACUGAUCGUUUGUGGAAUGACAUCCAGCGGCUUCACCAUUGCAGACCCGGAUGACAGGGGCAUGUUGGAUAUAUGUGGCUUUGACACAGGAGCACCAGAUGUCAUUCGAAACUUCACUUUGGAUUUGAUUUAAAUCUGUGAGCACUUGCUUUAUUGAAGCGGUUACUGGCUGAAGACAUUGAUCUGGGACCUACCAGUUGGAUUGACUGACUGUGCUAACUCAUGGCUGAGUCUGAUGCAUCAAUUGGAAUGUUGUAACAUUUUUAAAGAGGAUGUAAAGAGGCAGAGGCAACAUCCACUUUCUGGGGAGAUUGUUUACAUCUGUUGAACAUAGAUUAAAAAUAGAAAUGGGAAGCCUUCUAGAAAUAGCUAUGGAACACAGUGUAUGCUUUUAAAUUUUUUUGGUAAUAGUUUACCUAUUACAAGGUAUUCCAUCACUAGACUUUGUUUUCCAUGAAUAGUUUUACUUUAUUACUCCCAAGGUGGGAAGUGAUGUCAAUCUUUUACACUGUGUUGGAUUGAUAACUAUUUGUGUGAGUAGUUUUCAUUCAUUGUAUUGACAAGGAAAUGUGAGGACAGGUCUGCACUACAAGUUAACUCACUUAUAUCAAUGUGUAUUGGUUUGCAUUGCUUACAGGACAUUUAUAUCUGGCAACUUGCUACUUUCAAUGCACCUUGUAUUAGUUGGUAAUUCUGUAUCUACAAGUAUUGGGGUGUUUGGGGACAACUGGAUUGUCCCAAAGGAUAUGUGGCUGGUGGUUGGCCUUCAGCCUCCUCCUAAAAUCUUCCUUAUUUCAAAACAUGUUGAGUAAGAAUUGCUCGAUUUUGUAAUUGUGCUUUAUGAUCACAUCGGUUUGUGAAUAAGCAUCUUUUAAAUUUUCUAUGUUCUUUCCUGGCAUGGAGACUAGGAGGGCUCAUCAAGCAGGUUUGUGUUUUUGCACCUGUUAGCAAAAGAGAAUAAGGUUUAUGAUUCACAUUUUUGAAGUCAGGAAACAGUGAAGGGCAGAGGAUAGCAUUCACCAGAAGACAAAAGUUGUGAUGACUAAUUUUCUAGGGUUUCCUGCCCACAUGCAUUUUAUAGUGCAACAGAUAGAAGCAGGGAACUUGUGUGUGGCACAGUCCUAUGGUGAAGUAGGUCCUUGCUUUUGGCCCCAUCCUAACCUGGAUCUACACUAUUGCUUUAAAGCGCUUUAUAACAGUUUUAUAGCACUUUAAAGCAGUAGUGUAGAUCCGGCCCUGGUGUCACAUGCUUGGGCUAGCCCUGCCCUCCAUCCAUGCAUGUUCAGCAUGCAUAGUUGCAAAGGAUCCUUUAUGUGUUCCAUGCGAUCAGGACACCUGGUUGAGCACUAUCCCAAUAGUGUGGAGCCCCUAUGCCUAAAAAGCUGCUCUCACAUAGAUGUUCUUUUGCAGACCUUUUUGCUGAAUACGCAGGUGUCAGACAGUGGGACUAGCCUGAGGAUAUGACAUUAAGAGCAGGAGGGCAGUCCUGCUCCUAUUUCACCAUGGGACUGCCCUACACAUAAUUAGCAUGUGAAUAGGGCUUAAGAUACUGUCUUAAGUGUGAUAAUACAACGAUACAGAUUCUAGGUGUAUUGAAUGCAGUUGAUGCCAAUGAGAAGCACAAUAUAGGUACCUCCUGUCAGCAGUGAGUUGUGAUAAAAUACUGGUGCAGACAAAACCUAAGAACCGCCCUUGGAGUUUUCAGUUGUGUGUUGUACUAUAGAGAAAUUCCUCCUAGAAUGCACUAGACCAUGUAACUGUGAGAAGGAUACGAAAGUUACAUAUCCUAUUUUAAACUAAAGGAAAAAAGUUAUAGUAAAAUUGUAAUGGAUGGUUGUAUCCAAUAGUUGUGCAUGUGGAAGGCAGGUUGUGCACCUGAUUGUUCUCUUCCUCUCCUCCUCCUUGGACUUCCCUGUACCCACAAAAAUUGCUCUUCAACGGGGCUGUCAUACAGUGCUUCAGUGCGCAGGGGGAGAAUCAGCUGAAAGUGGGUGGAGGGAUCUUGCUCCAUUGGGAGCUCUGCUGGUGCAAAAUCCUUCUGGCUGAUAUAGAGUGGUUCUUCCCUCAUACUGCCUCUGCUGUUCAGAAGGGAACCUGACACUCUCGAGGCAGUUUCCAGAGUCUGUAGUGGUGAGGAAGGGAAGAAAAGAAAAGAAAUAUCAGUUGUGCAACCUGCCUUGUACAAGCAAUGGGUACAAACCAGCAUUAUUUGGCUUUUCUGGAGUUCAAUAUGUGUACAUAUAUCAGAAUCCUUUCCUGUACAGCCUCCUCUGAAAGGUGUGAGAGGUGCACAAGAGCUGCCAUCUUUUUGUGCAACUCCCAUUUCUUUCAGUGAGAUUGUUUAGAAGGUUACCAACAAAUUUACCUUUGCAUAUAUAGAACAACUGUGUUCAUCAGUUCAACAGGUAAAACAAAACGAAUACUAGUGCAUGUAUAUUGGACUCCUUAACUAUGCCCAAUAAUUUCAGAAACUUUCUAAUUGUUUAGCCAAGUUUUUAUUUAGGUUGACAAAUUUCUUUCAUGUAUAUUUUGGAAAAUACUUCUUAGUGCAAAUAAUGUUCUUUUUUUUGAAAACCAAGGAGAAUUAUAACAAAAUACAGACUGUACUCUGCCAGUACCAUAACUCAUCCUGGUAACCAUUUCCUUUAGACAGGAAUGACCAAAAUUGCAAUAACUGUCCCCUUCUUAUCCCAGUCAAACGUUUUUGCACUAUAUUCUGUAUAACAGGUGUCUACUAUAGGUAUUUGCAUUUUUUCACAACUCCAGAACAUUGCUUGCAGUGGUUUUUUUUUAAAAAAAAUGCUUAAAAUUACUAGAAAAUGUUCUCCAGCCUUUUUUUGAUACUAGUACCUAAACAAUAACACAAAUUAGCUAGAAUCUGCAGUUGUUUCAGGGUGUGCAUUUUAGAAUCUGAGAGUAUGUAAAUAGUGAGAUGUGCUUAAUAUAGGGAUGCAAUGUUUGAUUGAAAGAGUAUUUAAUUAAACUUUGAUCAAAAAGGAGUUUGAUUAAUUGAGCAUCACCUUUAAAAAUAACAAUGUUGGAUGAAGUAUCCCCCUGACAAUGGAAGGUUUCUAGCAAUGGAACAGGAAGGAGGCAUUUCUUGGCAGGCACAGGGGCAGGGGGAACGAGAGGAAAGAAACAUUCUGUUACAUGAGCAGAAGUAAAUGCUGGAUAUAUCCCAAAAUAAGCACUUAAACUACAAAAGACAGGCACCAUCUUAGAAAAGCCCUAAUUUAAUAUCUUCAGAAUAAUGAUGAUUAGAAUUUGGUACAGUUCAGAUAGGUGUGGGUUAUUUCUGUUAGUGCUGCGAUGUGUAGUUAGUUACUUUUCUGCCCUCUACAGAAGCAGCAAGUGAUCAAAAGCAGCUAUAUUGAAAUCAUGCCAUUUGAAGAACUUGUGGCUGCAUGAAACACUGUCUGUAAAUGAUCUUUAUUAAAGAAUAUUUAAGUGUCUGAAAUGUUUCCACAGUGCUGGGCUGAUUUACCAGUAUCGUAGAUGAUAUUUAUUCUCAGUUAACUUUCUUGUACAUUUUCUGAGAGGACUCCUAAGACAUUUCCUACUUAAUUAUAAAAGAAUAAAUAUCGUUCUGGUUGUUCUUAUUAUUACUAUGCCUCUUCCUGAAGAGAAAUGCUCAAUAUGGAGUACCUGCAUGGUUACUCUUGAAGUAUUAUUGAGAGUUACUUACAAAUUGAACAGAACUGCUCCCCUCUCCAGAUAUGAGAAUCUCAAAAGGACAGAAAAUGGUAAAAAAUAGAAUAGACUAUUGCUGCUAAGUCUGAAAAGAGUUGCUAUGCGUAAACACUCUUUGUUUUUAAAUAUGUGUUUUGUAUGUUGUUUGUAAAGGUUUGGUUGAAGACUAGGUGGUUCAGAGAAUGAGCUAACUGAGUAGAAAAGUGACCUUGCAUAGCUUUGGCAAAGAUUUGGUUUAUUGAAAACUGAAAGGAUUACAGCUAUAUCUGUAGCAAUUUUCUAUUCUCUUUAGAAAUGAAGAGAUCCUAUUGUUUUGCAAGUAGAGAUUUGGGGCCAAUUUUGAUAUCACAUUUUCCCUAUAUAGAGGAAUGCCUGUAACAGAAUAUGGACAAAAAAUAUUAAGUCAGAUAGAAAAACCUAUGUAGAAAUAUCCAGCAGGAGGCAUGAACCUAAUUUCUUGUUCCUAGACUUUAUUUUAGAUCAGGACUUGGCAACUGGGGAGGUCCUGGGGUCAUUAUCACCCACCCACCCCAGCCUCCCUGCCGUAGGCUGCCCAUCCCACCCUUGCAGGUGCAAAAAAUAAAAUACAAUUUAGAAAAUGGCACUCGAGCUGCUCUAGACACUACUUUUUUCUGAAUCCCCUCCCUCCCAGCGGUGGGAGCUGCAUGCAGGCUGUGUGUCGCCCACCCUUGCUUUAGGUGCCCUCAGAGAUGUAGUUAUGUCCUAUGAAAUUUUUGCUUCCUAACCCUUUCAAUAGUAGGAACUCCCUGUGACAUCACAAAUUACUUUUGAAACUUUCUUCAGCUUCAAAGGGCAUUUGCCGCAUGACCUGGGACAAAUGGGUGGCUGUACAGAAAACACGAGUCAAAAUCUUCCUUGGACAUACGGAGUUCUUUAAAUCAGUGUCUCUUUCAGCAAGAAGAUGUGAUAUGUUUGUUUGUUUUUAUCUUGGCAUAGAUUUCCCACGAAGGGGGGGGGGAAUUACAGCAGCAUUAGAUGAUAGACAGUGAGAUUCAUGAUGCAGAAUACUGGUUCGAGGACUUAUUUUGGUUAGCCUUGUUUAUUCGUUCAGUCGUCAGAGCUUUCUGUCGGCCGCCACUACCCCUAGCUCCCCCAAGGUCAAGUCUGUUACCGCCAGAAUAUCAUCCAUCCAUCUUGCCCUUGGUAAGCCCCUCUUCCUUUUGCCUUCCACUUUCCCUAGCAUCAGCCUCUUCUCCAGGGUAUCCCGUCUUCUGGAUACCCUGGAUAAUAAAAUGAGCUAGGUUAGCCUAGCUCAUUUUAUUCUCCAAAACACCUACGUUCAUUUUGCUGAAAGAUGCUGAUUGUGUAACAUAUUCUAGCUGUUCAAAAUAACAUUGUAAAACCCAGAUAAUGUUUGUGACCUGACUGUCAAACUACAUUUAGAAUUAUGUUUAAUCAAACUAAUGCUUUGAAUUGUGUUUUCACCAAAGAAUAUCUGUGAUUCUUUCAGAUUACUUAGGAGGAUAGCUUGUGCCAACAUUUUAUUUUAAAAACUGAGAUGUUUCACUCAGUUUUAUAAAGGUUUAUAUAAAGAGGUUUAUGUAGAACAUUCCUCAGGGAUAUGGGUAGCUGUUAUGGUUUUGCUUUCAAAAUUCAGGAUGAUUCAAGCAGCAGUGUAGCAGGUAAGGAGGAAGGAAGGGAGCAACAGAGCAGCAAGUGAUGUGUCACAUAUCCAAGAUGACUAUCGCUGUUUCUCAUUUCUCUAUUCCUAUGGUUGGGGUCCAGAGAUCUGCCCAUAGUCAGAGGUAGGUGGAAGCUGACUUUACCACCCUACUUCCCCUACUUCCUGAAAAUGGUCUCCUGUUAGUUGGGGAUCCCUACUGCAUGAGGUGGGCUGAGGCUAAAGGUGGAACUAAUGGAAAGCAAGCAGGGCUCCUGUGAGUUUUCCAUUAAUUCCCCCUUCCUACUCAGCAGGGUCCCCUGACUCUCAGGGGAGCGUUUUUGGGGAGUUCUGGGGCUGGCAGAGAAAGGAGGGGCUG
Elgaria multicarinata webbii is the source of this 7281-nucleotide messenger RNA. RefSeq names its product Ro60, Y RNA binding protein (gene RO60). Gene Ontology annotation, cellular component: ribonucleoprotein complex. Lineage: Eukaryota; Metazoa; Chordata; Lepidosauria; Squamata; Anguidae. The transcript is spliced from 9 exons. The coding region runs from base 111 to 1724 and encodes 537 amino acids. Gene Ontology annotation, molecular function: RNA binding. The record is from RefSeq and is a predicted model, not a curated record.